UGUGGACACACUGGCGCAGCGAGGUAAACACAACGCAAUAUUUCGUCGGAAUUUCACCUGGUUUUCACCUGGUCUGCCGCGCAAUAAACCCGCCCAAUUAGUGCCCGAAGUGCGGCACAGCUAACGAUAAUGCUCGCAUCAAAUGGCAUAAAGUGCGAUGAGAUAAUCGGGCGAUUCGCGCGGCGAACGGCUAACUGCGUGUCAAGUGGAAAAUAAGUGAUCGGGCAGAGGGGGUGGCGGCUGACCAAAAAACAAAAACAAAACGCCAAAGCGAAGAGUGGCAGGCGACAGCAACAACAGCAACAACAGCACAGGGAAGGGCGAGUGAGAGAAAGGUGCGAGAAAUUCACCUGUCCCCGUGAGCCGAUUAAUUGAUGACGUGGAACGCGGACGAAGGACGCGGGCCACAGGAUAUAUACAUAUUUUCCAGUGCUGCACCACAUGCACAUGCAUGCUGCACGAGCACACACACACACUCGCACAACACAUUCAUGCAGAAAACCAGUUGUUUAGUUGUUGCCUCCGCUGCUGCUGCUGCCGAUGAGAAGUGCAAGUGAAGCAGCAACAAAAUCCUGCUCCCGAAAGUACAGAGCGAAGAAAAGGAGAAAAUAGGCGGAAAAGGGCCGAGAGGAAAAGGUGCGACAACGACAAAAGUUGUUUGUCAACUUGUUGCCAAUGUUGCAGCCACAAAGUGGCUGGCUGUACAGGCGGCGGCAACAAAAACCCAGCAUUCUGCAGCGGGCGCAUCCAGGCGAACGUCCCAGCUCCUCCGCAGGAUAAUAGGGAGCUUCCCGAGCGCACCUCAAGGAGUUUUAACUGAAGUAAGAGGACAUCCCGCCCUCGGAUACGGCUCGAAGGCAGGAACCUCUACAGAGCCACACAUACCAGCGACAAACAGGUGGAAAGCACAGCAGAGCCCAUUGGUAGUAUCACACUCUUCUGAGAUUUCCUGGAUUCAUAAGCGAAGGGGUGGUACAUAAAGGAAAGAAUAUUUGUUCCCCACACGUCGGAAAAGAAUUUGGAUAUAAAAACAGGCUAAAGGAAGCUUACUCCAACCCUUUAAAAACCAGGCCAUCGGAUUUUGUCGGAGGUCCCGAGUUCCUGCCAGUUAUUUCGGCUUUUGAAAGUACCCCGCCCGCAACCAUGUCCACGGUUACCAGAAGCGCCAGCGCGAGUCCCAUGGCGCUCAACGGCGUCAUCGAUGCCAGCCUGUUCCCCCUCAAGUCCACGGCCGAUGUGGUCAAUCUGUUCCGCCGCGCCUUGACCUCAGGCAUCGAGCCCGAUCUCACCCUGCUCUCGAUUGUGGUCGGUUACAUUGAGCUGUCUUUGACGACCGGGGAGGCUGCUGCUCAGGCCGCUCAAGCCGCCGCCGCCGCUGCCGCAGCAGGUGACAUCAGUCAGGCGGCGACAGGAAACGACAUCAUCAUGGGCAACAGCGUUCCCUUUCCGGUGGUGACCCACGAGCUAAUAGCUGGGCUGUACAAAAAGUUCCAGACGAUCCUGUCUGUGGUGGAGAAGCCAAAGCCCCAUCGCCAGGCCACCCGAGAGGUGAUCAAGAAGGUGUCGGACGUGAUCUGGAACUCGCUGAUCCGUAGCAGCUACAAGGACCGGGCGCAUCUGCAGAACCUCUACAGCUAUCUGUCCGGCAACAAGUUGGACUGCUUCGGAGUGGCCUUGGCUGUGGUAGCGGGAUGCCAGUUGCUGGGCUACAAGGACGUGCGACUGGUCAUCUCCGAGGAUCAUGCCUGGGUGGUAUUUGGCCAGAAGCGCGUGGAGACCAUCGAGGUGACAUGGCACGGCAAGGGCAGCGAGGAUAAGCGGGGACAGGACAUUCGCCCCGGCAUCGAGUCCGGAUCGUGGCUCUACUUGGGCGGCCUGGCGGUGGUUUGCGAGCGCGGCAUGGAGGUGGCGGCUAUCUGUGCCGCUCUGAACAUUUCGUUGACCUCGAACAGUGACUGCGUGGAGGUGGCAGAGCUCCAGCAGCAGCUCCUGUGGUUACUCUACGAUCUCGGCCACCUCAAGCGCUAUCCCAUGGCCCUGGGCACUCUCGGUGAGCUGGAGGAGAUCCAUCGGACGCAUCCGAGCAUUAGCUGCGAGCAGUUAUAUCGCGAGGCCAUUGAGUCGGCCAGGACCUACUACCGGAACCAUCAUGUGUAUCCGUACACGUACCAGGGCAACUACUACAACCGGUUGCUCAAGUACCGAGACGCCUUUGCCGCCUGGGCAAACGCGGCGGAUGUCAUCCGUUUGUAUACGUACCAGUGCCGGGAUGACGAGGAGAUCUACAAGGAGCUGCUGGACAUUGCCAACGAGCUGAUACCCUAUGUGAUGAAAACGGAGAGUUCCGGUCAUUCGGCGAGAAGUAUCCUAAGAGACUCCGAGGUGUUUGCAAACUUACUGCGGUUCUACGACGGCAUCUGCCAGUGGGAGGAGGACAGCUUGACGCCUAUACUGCACAUUGGCUGGGCCAAACCGCUGGUGAAUAACAUCACCAAGUUUGACUACGACAUUAGGUCGCAGGUGGUCAUCAAGCUGCCCGAGGAUCUGGAGGCGGAGCACGCGAAGGCGGAGCAGGCGAGGGCAGAACAGGAGGCUAAGGAAGCUAGGGAGUCGAAGGAAGCGGCCGGAUCAGAGGCUUUGGAGGGCAACAACAACACGUUGGUCAAAAAGGAAGAGAAAGCAAAACACCCGGAGAUGCCGACUACCUUGGCCGAUCUAACAGCUGCCUGCGGCGAGAAGAUUCUCAAUCCAGACUUCCUGCUCCAGGGCGGAGGUCAGCCCUUUGCCGACCAGAAGCAACAGCCUCCUGGCGGGGAUGCCGAGGCCACAGAGCUCCACAAUAACAACAAUAACAGCAACAGCAAUAACCACAACCACAAUGCGGACAAAAAGGAGGCUCCAUCAACUACCGCAACAAGCACAAGCAAUGGCAGUGGCACCUCUGUCCAGUUGCCCGUCUCCAGUGAGGCUAGCAGUGCCACGGGCCAAGCUCAAGCUCAAACUCAAUCCCAAUCCCAAAAUCCAACAAACGCCCAACAACUGGGAAAACCACAACCACAGCACAAAGAAGCUAAGAAAGAGGAGACAAGCGACGACUACGACCCCUUCGAGAUAAUGCUGAAGAGGCCAGUGAUCACCUUGUACAGCCAGAAGAUGAAGGGCCUGAAGGAUCUGCUGCUGGCCGAGAAGCUCAACACCCACGCCAUUUCCCUCCAGGUCACCGCCCAGUCGGUGGCCUCGCGAAAGGUUCGCGGAGUGGAGAAGCAGUCGGCCACAAUUUCAGCCACCAUCACGGCCAUUUCGUCGAGCUCCGCAGAGGGCGUUCUAAGUGGCGUCGCUGGUGGCGGUGGCAGUGGCGCAGGAGCCAGCGGAGGAGCGUCGUUGGCAUCAUCGUCCGCAGGAGGAGAUUCAAUAGCCGCGUCACGUCCAAAGAGAACGCGCCGCGAGUAAUUCUCAUUGUUGUGUAUUACGUAUUGGAAAACUUUUAUUAAUCAUGUGCAAGUCGAGGUGGUUCGAUUUUCUUUUGCGUAUCAAAACCAUUUAAAGUUUAACAGGAUCCAGCUACUCUGAUUUUUAAGCACAAUAAGUCAAAAUGAACAAAAUCAAAUGGAAUAUUUUUCUUAUAAACUUGAAGAGACAAUUACAAAUUGUGGAAAAAUCGAGCCACCCCUGUAACCAUGCAUGUGACAUAUAUGCUAUCAUAUUUUUGAUGUUCGAUGUGUAUUUAUGUAGUUCGUAAGCGCGUGACAAAACAAAAACUAAGCCGUUAUAGAACGCCUAGCGUUUAAAAAAACAAAUAUAAGAAGUGGAACAAACACACUGACAUGUCCCAACAAACAAAACAGGCACACGAAACGCUAAGCUAUGCUAAGUAUUUAUAACGUAUUUUUAGCUGUUAUACUUUUUCUCCUACGUAUUUAUUACUACAACUAUGUUUUGCCCUCCUUUUUUAUUAAUAUUGUUUAAGCGUAACUUAAAUUGGUGCUCUCCUUCGAAAUCGAAGCAGACAAAGCGGUUCUGUCUUUGUUUUCGAUCGCAAGGAUAUAAGAAACUUGUAAAUGGUGAUCGAAAUCAGAGACGGCUGCCGAGCUGCUCAUCAUGAUGUAUUUACUUUAAAGCAUUUUAUCGAGGCUAAGCUGUUUAAGUUGUCUCCACAUACGAGUGUAUAUCCUGUAUAUUUAAGAAUUCGAAACUUUGUUACGAACUGUUGACUUGAAGCAAUGCAGCAGUUGGCAAACCCAAAUGGCAAACACAAGAAUACAUAUUUAACACUUCCUCUAUA
This is a messenger RNA of Drosophila biarmipes, 4282 nucleotides long. RefSeq names its product menin (gene Mnn1). The record is from RefSeq and is a predicted model, not a curated record. Gene Ontology annotation, biological process: regulation of transcription by RNA polymerase II; negative regulation of cell population proliferation; negative regulation of cell cycle. Gene Ontology annotation, cellular component: nucleus; chromatin; histone methyltransferase complex. Gene Ontology annotation, molecular function: Y-form DNA binding; chromatin binding; transcription cis-regulatory region binding. The transcript is spliced from 7 exons. Bases 1144 to 3450 code for a protein of 768 amino acids. NCBI's taxonomy places the organism in Eukaryota, Metazoa, Arthropoda, Insecta, Diptera, Drosophilidae.